Molecule: messenger RNA, 2112 nt
Organism: Henningerozyma blattae CBS 6284
Lineage: Eukaryota; Fungi; Ascomycota; Saccharomycetes; Saccharomycetales; Saccharomycetaceae
Gene: GLC3
Product: 1,4-alpha-glucan branching enzyme
Exons: 1
Coding region: 1-2112 (703 amino acids)
Biological process (GO): glycogen biosynthetic process
Cellular component (GO): cytoplasm
Molecular function (GO): 1,4-alpha-glucan branching enzyme activity; cation binding; hydrolase activity, hydrolyzing O-glycosyl compounds
Source: RefSeq, a predicted model, not a curated record
AUGACUGAUAUUCCUGAGAACGUCAAAGGUGUUAUUGAAUUCGACCCCUGGUUAAAACCUUGGGCCCAAGUCCUUUCUGAAAGAAGGUAUUUGGCAGAUCAAUGGGUUUACGACAUUACUCAUGCGACUCCUGAUCAUUCACAUCAAUCUUUGGCCCAAUUUGCUAGAGAUUCUUACAAUUCCUAUGGUUUACAUGCUGAUCAUAAUACCAAGAAGAUCCAUUACAAGGAAUGGGCUCCUAAUGCCAAGAAAGCUUUUUUAAUUGGGGAAUUCAACAAUUGGAACGAAUCAUCUCAUGAAAUGACACAUAAGGAUGAAUUUGGGAACUUUUACAUCACAUUAGAACCUACACACGAUGGGAAAUUCCAAAUCCCUCACGAUUCCAAGAUUAAGGUCAUGUUUGAGUUACAGGACGGCUCCAAGAUCUAUAGAAUCCCUGCUUGGAUCACUAGAACUACUCAACCUUCCAAGGAAACCAAAGAACAAUACGGUCCAACAUACGAAGGUAGAUUCUGGAACCCUGAACAAACUUAUCAAUUUAAACAUCAAAGACCAAAAUUCAACCGUGCCAACGAUUCUUUAAGAAUUUAUGAAGCUCAUAUUGGUAUUUCUUCUCCAGAACCAAAGAUUGCUACUUACAAAGAAUUCACACAAAAUUUAUUACCAAGAAUCAAAUAUUUAGGUUAUGAUGCUAUUCAAUUGAUGGCUAUUAUGGAACAUGCUUAUUAUGCUUCCUUUGGUUAUCAAGUUACUAAUUUUUUCGCUAUUUCAUCUCGUUACGGUACUCCAGAAGAUUUGAAAGAAUUGAUCGAUACUGCUCAUUCAAUGGGUAUUUUGGUUUUAUUAGAUGUGGUUCAUUCACAUGCUUCCAAGAACGUAGAAGAUGGGUUAAAUAGAUUCGAUGGUUCUGAUCAUCAAUAUUUCCAUUCUUUAGCUUCCGGUAGAGGUGAACAUCCAUUAUGGGACUCUAGAUUAUUCAAUUAUGGCCAUUUCGAAGUCCAAAGAUUUUUAUUAUCCAAUUUAGCAUUCUACAUCGAUGUGUAUCAAUUUGAUGGGUUUAGAUUCGAUGGUGUUACUUCAAUGUUAUACUUGCAUCAUGGUACUGGUGAAGGUGGUGCAUUUAGUGGUGAUUAUAAUGAAUAUCUUUCUAAAGAACGUUCUGCUGUAGAUCAUGAAGCUUUGGCUUAUUUAAUGAUUGCCAACAAUUUGGUUCAUGAAAUGUUACCUGAAUCAGGUAUUACCAUUGCAGAAGAUGUUUCUGGGUACCCAACUUUAUCUAUGCCACGUGAAAUGGGUGGUGGUGGUUUCGAUUACAGAUUGGCCAUGGCUUUACCAGAUAUGUGGAUUAAAUUGUUGAAAGAAAAGAAGGAUGAAGACUGGGAUAUAGGUCACAUUGUUCACACUUUAACCAAUAGAAGACAUGGUGAAAAAGUUGUUGCCUAUUGUGAAUCUCAUGAUCAAGCUUUAGUAGGCGAUAAGACUUUAGCAUUUUGGUUAAUGGACGCUGCUAUGUAUACUGAUAUGACUGUUUUGAAAGAAACCACUCAAACAAUUGAUCGUGGUAUUGCUCUUCAUAAAGUUAUUAGAUUAUUAACACAUUCACUUGGUGGUGAAGCUUAUUUGAAUUUCGAAGGUAAUGAAUUCGGUCAUCCAGAAUGGUUAGAUUUCCCAAAUGCCAAUAAUAACGACAGUUAUCAUUAUGCUCGUAGACAAUUCAAUUUAGUAGAUGACCAUUUAUUACGUUACAAAUAUCUAUAUGAAUUUGAUCGUGCUUUACAACUAGCAGAAAAACACCAUCAGUGGUUGAACACUCCACAAGCUUAUGUCUCUUUGAAACAUGAGGUCGACAAAAUCAUUGCCUUUGAAAGAAACGGCUUGUUAUUCAUCUUCAACCUCCAUCCAACCGAAUCUUUCGCCGACUAUAGAAUUGGUGUUGAACAAGCAGGUACUUACAAGAUUAUCUUGAACACUGAUAGAGAGGAAUUCGGUGGCCAUGCAAGAAUCGAUGAAGGGUCAAGAUUCCAUACCACCGACUUGGCUUGGAACAACAGAAGAAAUUUCCUUCAAGUAUACAUCCCAAACAGAACAGCUAUCGUUCUCGCUUUGGAAUGA